AGGGGCAAGGGUAGUGGGAAUGUGAUCAAUCUCCAUCCGUCUACAUUAGCAAUCACCUUAACACAGUGACAGACACCACGCAAAACUCAAUCAAAUUAGUUUGAUUUAUUUGGUUUUUAAAAACCCGGAAACCUUCACGAUCGACUAACAGGGAAACAACGAAAGAGCACGCGCUGGGUGAGAAGUGAGAACCAAUAGGCUACAGCUCUUCUCCAUAAUGCACAGUUUGCACUGUAUUUGUUUUUGAGUUGCCGUCUUGAGUUCUCUGUCUUCGGGUUGCCAUCCAGACUUCCUCGGUAUUGGUGGAUAGCCGCAUUGGGUUCAUCUGGUCGCCCUUACCAGGCUACUAAAGGAGAGAAGCUUGGGGACAGGAAGGAGAGAACAAGUGCACUUGCAUCGGCCCCUCUCUCGUCAAGCUGCAACAUCGGGGGAAAUCGAACUAUUGGCAAGAUCUGGGGGGACCCGUGACUGCCUCUAGCAUGAUGUCAUACCUCAAACAGCCCCCCUACGGCAUGAAUGGCCUAGGGCUCAGCGGCUCCGCCAUGGACCUACUGCACCCGUCUGUGGGCUACCCAGCGACGCCUAGAAAACAGCGUCGUGAACGGACCACGUUCACGCGCUCGCAGUUGGACAUCCUCGAGUCGCUCUUUGCUAAAACUAGGUAUCCGGAUAUCUUCAUGCGCGAAGAGGUCGCACUGAAAAUUAACCUUCCGGAAUCCAGGGUCCAGGUGUGGUUCAAGAACCGCCGGGCGAAGUGCCGGCAGCAGGCACAGAGCGGCAACAGUACCAAGGCCCGUCCGGCCAAGAAGAAGUCCUCUCCGGCGAGGGAGAGCACCGGGUCGGAGAGCAGCGGCCAGUUCACCCCGCCUGCCGUCUCCAGCGCAGUCUCCUCCUCUUCUUCCUCCUCCUCCACCAAUCACGCAGGGGCGGGCCUCAGCAACACCUCUACCUCCAUCAGCACCGUCUCGUCCAUUUGGAGUCCCGCCAUCUCCCCGGGCAACGGCCCGUUAACACCCGCCUCCGCCCCGCCGCUCGCCGAGCCCCCAGGACCCCCGUCCAACGCCUCCUGCAUGCAGCGGUCAGUCUCGGGGUCGGUCUCGGCCACCUCCUCCUAUCCCAUGUCCUACAACCAGACGACAGGCUACGGCUCCUACAACCCUACCCCGUCCAGCUCCUACUUCAGCGGGGUGGACUGCGGCUCCUACCUGGCCCCCAUGCACUCUCACCCACACCACCAGCUCAGCCCCAUGACGGCCUCUUCUAUGUCGGGUCACCCGCACCACCACAUCAGUCAGUCUUCAGGACACCACCACCACCACCAUCACCAGGCUUACGGAGGCUCUGGCCUGGCCUUCAAUGGCUCAGACUGCUUGGAUUAUAAAGAGCAGACAGCGGCCUCCUCGUGGAAACUCAACUUUAAUGCCAGUGACUGCUUGGACUACAAAGACCAGGCCUCCUGGAGGUUCCAAGUCUUGUGAGGACUACAAAGACCAGGCCUCCUGGAGGUUCCAAGUCUUGUGAGGACUACAAAGACCAGGGGACUCAUGUCUUGUGAUUGGUUUACUUUUUUUUCCUCCCUUCUGUAUUUUCUCUCCUUCCCUAUUUGGUUUCCUCACUCAUCAUUUGUUGAUUUUUAAAGAGAAAAAAGUAUAUGAACUUUAAAAAGUAACAGCAAUUAUAGUUUGGAUGGACAGAAGCUCAUUGAUUGGACUUAUUUUUUAUUAUUUUCAAUAAACGGUCCCUUUCUCGCUUAUGAAAACAACUUGAGAGAGGGCUGUGGGCUUGAUUGAAAAGUCGUUUUUACUUUUGUCAAUGAAGAAAUGUUUCGACCUUUUAACUAUGGACUGUUUUAACAAAUGUUGUUUCAACCAAACUUCUGUGACCACUAGCGUCCUCCUGUCCUGGCUCUGGCGAUGCACUCAUGUCUGUCUCUGGAAAGAUGAGGAUUUACCUACCGUCACCGUGCCAGUGCACGCGCUGCUUACCUCCGUCCAUUUCCAAUCAAAUCCUGUUUUUAUUUCUGAAAUGUGUUAUUUUUAGGAUGAAAGAGAUUUUAGUCAGCGACGUAAAGGCGUUGAAAUGUGUAUAUAUGUAUUUGGGUCAGUUACAGUGACCACGUUUAGUUGGUGUUUCUGAAUUUGAAAUUGUUUAAUAAUAAGAACUUUGAAAAAACUAUAGCCGAUGUAAAUCAUUCCAAAGAUAACGAAUUGGCCAUGAAGUUCCAUUUUUUUUAUAUACGUUUUCCUCUAUAGACAAAAUGCAUUAGACAACUUGAAAUGUCCUGGAGAAACGAAAUAAGAAAAUAUACAAGUAAAACAGGUAUUAGAACAAGCUCAAUCAGGACUGCAGUUUUUCAAAAGGAAAAUAUCUUUUUAAAAGUUAAAAAUUAUUUCAAACAUACCUCCUGACUCUGGCAUUUGUCAAUCGUAAAAUUUGACAUAUUUUAACAAUAGCACUUGACUUCCUGUUGGAGUCAAAUUAAUCAUUUUUAAGAAUGUGGAUUUGCUGUUCCAAGAUGCCAGUGAAAUGUUGAAUGUAUCUCAAGGCGAACACCCUUAUCCAUUCAAUAAAGAUACGUCAACUCAUA
Molecule: messenger RNA, 2587 nt
Organism: Oncorhynchus tshawytscha (Chinook salmon)
Lineage: Eukaryota; Metazoa; Chordata; Actinopteri; Salmoniformes; Salmonidae
Gene: otx1
Product: orthodenticle homeobox 1
Exons: 4
Coding region: 480-1478 (332 amino acids)
Biological process (GO): multicellular organism development; regulation of transcription by RNA polymerase II
Cellular component (GO): nucleus
Molecular function (GO): DNA-binding transcription factor activity, RNA polymerase II-specific; RNA polymerase II cis-regulatory region sequence-specific DNA binding
Source: RefSeq, a predicted model, not a curated record